Messenger RNA from Miscanthus lutarioriparius, 525 nucleotides. The record is from the annotation of a GenBank genome assembly. Lineage: Eukaryota; Viridiplantae; Streptophyta; Magnoliopsida; Poales; Poaceae.
AUGCUGCAGGUCGACGUCGUCGACGAUCUCUACCGCGGGCACCUGGCAGCGGCGCGCGGGGCUGCGUUGUUCCCGGGCGGCCUCGACGACGUGGGCUCCGUGUACGCCGCAGGCAGUGCAGGGCCCAGCCCGACGGCGCUGUGCGUCGGGAGGCCGUCUCCGUCUCCGUCGCCGUCGCCGUCGUCGUCCACCACGGCGCUCAGCCUGCUGCUGCGCUCGUCGAUGUUCCAGGAGCUCGUGGCGCGGAACGCUGGCGGAGACGCGCAGCAGCAGCAGCUCGUGCUCGCGGGCCAAGGGGCAGUGUCGCCGCACGUCGUCGUUGACGCCAAAGUUGAGCAGCACGACGAGCCGGAGGCGGAGGGCGAGCUGGGCCACGGUGGCGAGCUCUACGGCGCGGUGGGGGCGGACGAGGACGAGGACGCGUUGGCAUGCUCCAUGUACGAGCUCGACGACAGCUUCGCGCGCAUCGAGCAGUCGCUUUGGGGCUGCCUACGAUCAUCGGAUGGAUCUGAUCUCAAUCUCUGA